Molecule: messenger RNA, 4141 nt
Organism: Malaclemys terrapin pileata
Lineage: Eukaryota; Metazoa; Chordata; Testudines; Emydidae
Exons: 3
Coding region: 1-1074 (357 amino acids)
Source: RefSeq, a predicted model, not a curated record
AUGAAGAAGCUAGGUUUGAGAUACAAGGCAAAGAAAUGUAAAGUCAUGUUAAUGGGGACUACAGGGACAGAAAUCAAAACUGAAGAGGAGAAAUUGGAGAAGGUGGACAAUUUUACGUAUCUUGGAAGUACCGUCAGCCAAGAUGGUACUAGUUCCGAGGCAAGAAGAAGAAGAAGAAGAAUCGGGAAGGCAAACGCUGCAUUUGGAAAACUCAAAAACAACUCCCAAGACAAAACUGAAUGCGUACAAAGUGUUAGUUUUAUGUGGCGGGUCACAAAAACAUACAAGAGAGAUAGAGACAAGCACCUACAAGAUCUCUAUCAAGCAUUCUUAAAACUACAGUACCCACCUGCUGAAGUGAAAAAACAGAUUGACAGAGCCAGACGAGUACCCAAAAGUCACCUCCUACAAGACAGGCCCAACAAAGAAAAUAACAGCACACCACUAGCUGUCACCUUCAGCCCCCAACUAAAACCUCUCCAGGGCAUCAUCAGAGAUCUACAACCUAUCCUGAAAGAUGAUCCUUUACUCUCACAGAUCUUGGGAGACAGACCUGUCCUCGCUUACAGACAACCCCCCAACCUAAAACAAAUACUCACCAGCAACCACACAUCACUGAACAAAAACACUGACCCAGGAACCUAUCCUUGUAACAAAGCCCGAUGCCAACUCUGUCCACAUAUCUAUUCAAGUGACAUCAUCAUAGGACCUAAUCACAUCAGCCAUACCAUCAGGGGCUCGUUCAUCUGCACAUCUACCAAUGUGAUAUAUGCCAUCAUGUGCCAGCAAUGCUCCUCUGCCAUGUACAUUGGCCAAACCGGACAGUCUCUACGCAAAAGAAUUAAUGGUCACAAAUCUGACAUCAGGAAUCAUAAUACUCAAAAACCAGUGGGAGAACACUUUAACCUGUCUGGUCAUUCAGUGACAGACCUGCGGGUGGCUAUAUUACAACAGAAAAACUUCAAAAACAGACUCCAACGAGAGACUCCUGAGCUGGAAUUGAUAUGCAAACUAGACACAAUCAACUCAGGAUUGAAUAAGGACUGGGAAUGGCUGAGCCAUUACAAACAUUGAAUCUAUCUCCCCUUGUAAGUAUUCUCACACUUCUUAUCAAACUGUCUGUACUGGGCUAUCUUGAUUAUUACUUCAAAAGUUUUUUUUCUCUUACUUAAUUGGCCUCUCAGAGUUGGUAAGACAACUCCCACCUGUUCAUGCUCUCUGUAUGGGUGUAUAUAUAUCUCCUCAAUAUAUGUUCCAUUCUAUAUGCAUCCGAAGAAGUGGGCUGUAGUCCACGAAAGCUUAUGCUCUAAUAAAUUUGUUAGUCUCUAAGGUGCCAAAAGUACUCCUGUUCUAUUCAGUAUAGAUUGGUAGACUCUGUAGGAAAAGUUCUCUUUUGUGAUUGAGCCAGUUUUUUCCUAGCUACUGUACACAGUUGCAGGCUAUUUACAUACAUUGAACACGAUUCAGGAUUGAGCAUGUCAGCAGGGUAUUGUAUGUUUCAAACUAACAAAAAAUGAGUGGAAUGCAGCUCCAUUGUUUUGCUUUGUCACCACAUGAAAGAAAACUGUUUGUUUAUUUUUUAUUUUAUUUUUUUGGUGGUCAGCUUAGUAAAGGCAGACAAAAUAGUUUACUUCCACCCAUAACAAGCCAAUUGUGUGUAUCCUUACACAGUGAUUAUAGGACUGGUCCACAGCUCUUUGAAAUCAAAGGUACUUUUAAUGUGCUUGAUAUUGAGCGGAUGCAUAACUGCUUUGCUGGAUCAGUGACAGAGUGCUGAGUGAGCACCUUGUAGGACUGAGUCCUCAGUCUCUGACAGGCCAUCGGGGGAGCAAAUUCCAAAUGUCAGGGUUUACAACUAAGAACCCCUCUAUUUCCAGCAUUGGAAAACAGAGUCCCAUGUUAUGAGACAUCCUAGGACUCAACUGCCGUGACUGGACAUAACAGAACAUAUAGGUUUUGUGAUGUUACUAAGUUACUGUUUACAUAGAGCUAGGUGACAAAUAGACAGAGCCAGCCUUUGGACUUCACAAAGCCCACAGGCAUAGACCUCAAGCCCUAAUUUAGUAGAACUAUAAAUAUCAAGGCUAAUCUCAUCUUCCUUUUUUUUUUAAAAAAAAAAAAAAGGUUCUAUCUUUGUUAUUGCAAAGAGAGCCUUGAAAAUACCAACUGAUUGCUAGGGUUAGCUUGUCACAUUGAUUUUUUCCCUAGAUAUCAUAGUUUAUUCAGAUUCUCCUACAGCCAUCCCAUCUGACAGCCCCAUGUGAAUAUUAAUUUUUACUCUUUCCCCUAUUGUUUCAGUGGGUCUUUCACACAGCAAGCUGGGAAAGAAAAGCAAUUGUUUAAAAAAAAAAAUCACACUGUGUUUUUACAACAGAAAUUUGGUGAAUUCAGGGAAAGGUGCCCAGGUGCUACUUUUAGCUCAUCUUUUUAUUUUUAAAUUGAUCUGAUUUCAAGUUGACAGUGUCCCUUUAAAUCAUAGUAUACAAAAAAUCAGUGUCAAAUUACUUGAUUAGCUGAACAGACUAUAAGCUCUCAUUUUAAAUAAAGGUCACUAAACAUUAUCUCAAACAAGCAACUGAGGUUUCUCAGUGGAGCCGGAGAGGUCAUUUUACUGUAUUUCCUUGGCAGAUGUGUCUGUCCAAUUCUUGUCAAUCUGGGGAUAUGGAGAAGGCAAUGUGCUGAGUAGUAUCAGAUAAAUAUUUUUGAAAAUAAUUAAAAAUAAAGGGGACUCAAGGAGUAGGCAGAAGUGAUUGGUGCCAAUUUGCCAGCAGUCAUUACAGAUUGAAAAGGACUGCUCUGAAGACUACAAAAAUGACGGUAGACCACUAGCUACUAUCCCAGCAAAGCCUUCAGAUUCCAGAUAGUGAAAGAGAAGGGCAACUUUUCAUUUCUUUCCUGGCAUUGUGUCUUUGAAAUUUUAGGCUUAUGAAUACUUACAUUAAAUGAAUAUUUCUAGCUACAUCAUUUGGAUAUUGUGGUUAAAUAAUUGUCAUUUUCUGGGUAAUUUCCUACUUCUUAUUAUUAACCUUGGACAUGUUCUGCCUGUGCUUGGGGAAAUGUGAACUUGAGGGUUUGCUCAUAUUCUUGUGGCUUAGCCUAGUUCUCUGUAUUGUAGACCAGUCAGGAGCGCUGGUCUCCUCUCACAAAGUUUCCCAGUGUGCUAUGGUGUCAAUAUAUGCUGAAUUUAUUUUUUUUAAGGAGCUGGAGAAAGAAUGUCAGUGCAUUUAAUCACUGUUUUCCAAACCACAUUGUCCACCUUUUGUUUGCUUGUGCAGAAUAAACUUAUAGAAUGCCAAAUAAAAAAAAAUAAACUUCCAGGAGGGCAGCCCCAAUCUCCUUUUUAAUAAAAGUUUAACACCACACCUCAGAGCUAUCAACAUUUUCUGAGGUAUAGUUAAUUAGUAACUUUUAUUAUCCUUAUUUCUCUAGUACUUCAAUACAGUACACUUCAAGUAGUGGCAUGUGUACAUGUGAUUUCUUUGUCUACUUAUAGACCUGUUUCUGUCUUAAAUACAACUGCAUGCUUCCAGCUUUGUCAACAUAUGGACAAUUCUAACGCAUCCAAAGAAAACUGGUAAGACCAACUCUGCCAAAAGCAUAGGGAGAUGUCCAUAUGGUUCUGAUCCUGUGCUCUUGUUAGGGUUGUAGGAAUUGAUCCUAUGUAGGAAUCCUUUCUUAAUGAUGAUGAGCAUUUGGCAGAAAAGGCAUCCCGACAAAGAAUAAAGAUAUACCCACAAAGGUAAAAUAUUGAUGAACAGAUCUUUGGACCAAAUUCAUCUCUGCUGUAACUCUAUUGACUUCAAUUAGCUUUCACCAAGGUUGGUUAUGGUCCUUUAUAGUAAAACGCAGUAAGAGCAUUGUUGAAGAACAGCUAUAAAGUAAACUGCUUUAAACAUUAGACUAAUUGAAGUUCACUUGAUUCCAUAAUGUAACAAAACCCUUUUUCUUUCCUAGGCCACUAUCUGUUACAUAGAGUCUAUGGGUUUGUGUAUCAUUAAAUAUUUAUUCCUUCCAUUAUUUCUUUAAAUGCAUAUAAAAGAAUCCGCUUAUUUCCUUAUAUUGUGUCUGGUGCAAUUUUUAAGAACCCAUUUCGUUCAAUAGUUUUUUCAAAGGGGUUUUCUUACCAUAUGGUAUUCAUUAC